Molecule: messenger RNA, 2175 nt
Organism: Schistosoma rodhaini
Lineage: Eukaryota; Metazoa; Platyhelminthes; Trematoda; Strigeidida; Schistosomatidae
Source: the annotation of a GenBank genome assembly
GGAUAUUAAAAUUUUACUGGAGCGUAGUUUGUACCAUUCGCUACUAUGGGAGGUGAUGUUGAUCAUGAUGAUCAUGAUGAUAUUACCAGGGAAGAACUCUGCAGAGAGUUCAAACCAAGUUUCAAGUACCGAUUUACAAACAUCAUUGGGUCAAUAAUUGACAAACCUGUCUCUCUUUUUCGCGAACAAGUCGUUGACAGAGUUCGCACUCCAUACCCAUAUUAUCAUAAGCGGUACGACCGUGUUCCAACGAUAGACCAGUGUUUAACUAAUGACAAGGCUUGCAUCGAGGAGGCCAAUCAGCAAUAUCAUAGGGACCGGUUGGUGGAUCUCAAUAUAGUUCGAAUUCUGCGAAAACGCAAAAAUGAAUGUAUGCGGUGGUACAAGUAUGAAAAAGAAGAUGUUUAUCGAUUCUGCGGUCCUAUGUUCACUGAAUAUGAAGAUGCAGCUGUCAACUACUAUAUUAAAUAUGGAGAAUUACACUGGACGGCAAAUGUUGUUGAUGCUUUUAUGAAACAGAAACAUCGUUUACUAUGGGAAAAACGUUAUGGUCCAGUUGGUGAAACCUCUGAUGAGAGAAAAAAACUAGCUGCAGCUGGUGAUAAAGCAACUAAAGAGGGAAAUUUCGUUACGAAAAUGCGAGAACUUGGCUUUAGUAGAGAUUUACCAAAAGAAAUCCAUAUGUAGUUUACUGGUAGGCAACCUAACCUUUAAUACUGUUGUUAGUCUAAUGAAAAUAUUGAACUACUAUUUGACAGUAAUUAUAAAGUUGAUUAUUGCCAAGGAAAUCAAUUGGAGAACUAUUAAAAACUUGGGUCACAAGAGAGGUGUUUGGCUCUCGUACAGUGGGAUACGUCGGGAGCAAGUGGACUUCUACAACCCCUCCGGAGAUUAAGUCCAGUACUUUCCGUUUUUGGGGUAAUUUUGUCACCCAUUAGACCGCUAGGUUUGAAUUCAGUGGCCCACAUCCCCGACGUAAUUCUGACUCUUUUGACAUGUUGGAAACAUAAAAAUGCAUUUUUUGUUAUCCAUACAAUGCUGAUUUAAAUCGAGAGUCGAAUUACUUUUCGACGUACCUCUACUUUUGCUAUAUGAAGGCGUUAUACAUACUCUUAAGUUGUAGUUCUCACUGAUAAAUCAGUGUUUUCCUGUUGUGUUGUAAAGCACUUGUGGUUGGACAGCCGACUUUCAAGUGUAGCGUUUCAAGUUCAAAUCUCGCUUUAUCUUCAGUUUGUAUAAUCACAUAGUAUUGUUGCUGGUACUCAUAAAAAAAUACAGGUUAUUCAAAUCAACGUACACAAACCUACUUGUUCUAGUUAUAUGUUACACUUAUUUUUCUCGGAAGUUGGAAUUCAUAUCUUAAGAGCAUAACAAAUAAAAGAUGUAGUAGAACCUUCCAUUGUAUAAUAUUGUAAAAUAUCCAUACCUAUGCCUCUCCAACUUGGGGGGAGGUGUUUGUGAUUAAGGCGUCUGACUCUUACCCGCCAAGUCCCUGGUCAUAACCCUACUGUCUACUUCAGUUUAGGCAACCGGAAAUAUUAUUUUAUCCCUCACGCUCAGUGUAGCUAAAACUUAAAUACUUGACAGAUGAGUUAACUUAUUAUUACCAUCGUCUCUUUGUUACCUUUUCUAAAAAAAUCUAGGUAGCUCCAAGUGUUUACCGAACUUCAAAAAAGACGGACAUGAUAUAAUUCUCGUAUGGUUAUAGUCUACUAGAAUACUUCUUCCUGUUUAUCAUCGUACUUGCUGAAUAGGUUGUUUUUUCUUUUUAAAAAGGUAGUCUUAAGAUUCUUCAUUGAAUCUGCUGACUUUCUAAUCGUAUUGUGUAAUAUUACAUGUGCAUAGCAUUUUUCUAUACAUGAUCUUACUGCACACCUAAUCAGUCGUGUUUUCUCUUUGUCCCUAACAAGAAAUAUUCCUAGGUAUAAAAAUUUCAAGUUAUAACAAGUAAUAGUGACAAUAUAAAAUGCGUUGAUGUUUCGGUUUGUUUCGUUAUCUUCAGUAGCUGAUCCAAUUAUCAUUUAGUCACAUUAUUGAAUCACUUUUAAACAAAAAUUAAUUUGUAAUAUGGGACUUAUGAUGUAUAGAGGCGGUUACCAAGAAUAAGGCCUCCUGAGAUUCGUCGAAAAAUUGAUUUCACGACUCAACAAGUAAAUGUGAAACAAUUUUCGAAAA